AUGAAGCCCUGCGAAGAGGAGGGGCCGGGGGCUGCGGCCGGAGGGGACCCCUGGAAGGAGUGUAUGGAGGCGGCGGUGCAGCUGGCGCGGCGGGCUGGGCAGAUUAUUAAGAAAGCUCUUACAGAGGAAAAACAAGUGUCUACAAAAACAUCUGCAGCAGAUCUUGUGACAGAAACUGAUAAUUUUGUGGAAAAUGUGAUUAUUUCUGCUCUGAAAGAGAAGUUUCCCUCCCACAGGUUUAUUGGAGAAGAGUCCACUGCUGCUGGUUCAAAAUGUGUCCUCACUGACAAUCCUACCUGGAUUAUUGAUCCCAUUGAUGGAACCUGCAAUUUUGUGCACAGGUUUCCAACAGUGGCAGUUAGCAUUGGAUUUGCUGUUAACCAAGAGCUUGAAUUUGGUGUAAUUUACCAUUGCACUGAAGAACGAUUAUACACUGGUAGAAGAGGUCAAGGGGCAUUUUGUAAUGAAAAAAGGCUGCAGGUAUCAAAAGAGACAGAUAAGUCGAAGGCCUUGAUCUUAACAGAAAUUGGUCCAAAACGUGACCCUGAGACUUUGAAAUUGUUCCUCGGUAACAUGGAGAGCUUACUCAAAGCCCAAGUACAUGGGAUCCGUGUAAUCGGAAGUUCUACCUUGGCUCUGUGCCAUCUAGCAUCGGGUGCUGCAGAUGCAUAUUACCAGUUUGGUUUACAUUGCUGGGACUUGGCAGCAGCUACUGUCAUUAUUAGAGAGGCAGGUGGUAUUGUGAUAGAUACUUCAGGGGGACCUCUAGAUCUCAUGUCAUGCCGAGUGAUUGCUGCCGGCACUAAAGAGAUGGCCAUGUUCUUAGCUCAGGAAAUACAAACUAUUCACUACAGACGGGAUGAUGAGAACUGAGUGACAUUAAAUACAUUUACAAGUAACAUGGAGUUUGUCCUUCUAAGCUACUUAACUUCUUCCAAGAUGGGUGUCUUAGAGGGUACAUGAUUUUAACAACAUGCUUUCUGUGCAGGUCUUCUGUGUCAAAUGUUUUAAAAAUUUUAUUACAAUGUGGCUUCCCAACAUUGUGGGGUGGGGGAAGGGAGAUUUUUAAAACCUCUAAGAUUUGUGGCUUCUUUUUAAUAUACAUCUAUUUCAGCAGUACCUUUUUUAUAUGAUCACCUGUAGCGCUUGUUGCCAGAUUCAAAGUUUCACAUCUGUUCAGGCUGAAACUGAGUCUUUUGUAACAUAUGCAACUAAAAAGAAAACUUUAUUUUUACAAAACACAGAUCUCAGGUAAAUGAGCUUUAGGAAUGUAGUAGAUGAUAAGUAGUUAAAAUGUGUGCCUACCGUACCCAUAUUCA
Molecule: messenger RNA, 1319 nt
Organism: Emys orbicularis (European pond turtle)
Lineage: Eukaryota; Metazoa; Chordata; Testudines; Emydidae
Gene: IMPA2
Product: inositol monophosphatase 2
Exons: 8
Coding region: 1-873 (290 amino acids)
Biological process (GO): inositol metabolic process; signal transduction; phosphatidylinositol phosphate biosynthetic process
Molecular function (GO): inositol monophosphate 1-phosphatase activity
Source: RefSeq, a predicted model, not a curated record